This is a messenger RNA of Diachasma alloeum, 474 nucleotides long. RefSeq lists its product as uncharacterized. NCBI's taxonomy places the organism in Eukaryota, Metazoa, Arthropoda, Insecta, Hymenoptera, Braconidae. Bases 1 to 474 code for a protein of 157 amino acids. The record is from RefSeq and is a predicted model, not a curated record. The transcript has 2 exons.
AUGAUCGAUGCCCGACUCAACUUCAAGCAACAGGCAGAGUACGUGGGUAUGAAGGCGUCUGGGCUCAGAGCGUCCCUAUCGCGCCUCAUGCUAAACGUAGGAGGCCCUAAGCAGAGGAUAAGAGCGUUACUAUCGUCGGUGGUCACGUUGGUGCUUACGUAUGGCAUUGCCAUCUGGGAUGACCCACUGCAGACGCAGGAAUCACGGAGGAUGGUGGCACCAGUCUACCGAUUGAGCGCUCUCAGAGUUGCUAAAGCAUACCGCACUGUGUCCGAGGAUGCAGUAUGUGUUAUCGCCGGGAUGCUGCCCAUUGAAGUGUUAGCCGAGGAACGAAGAUCCCUACGAGUUCGGCCUGAGAACUUGGUAGAAGUUAUGCUCUCAUCGAAGGCAGCCUGGGACGAAACAAGCAACUUUGUGGCGGAUAUCAUGAAGGAGCUCCGAAAAGAGGAACGCGAGCGGAAGAACGCAGAAUGA